GUACGUCAUCACCCCGCGCCGCGCCACCAUCAUGUCGGCGCUGGGGGCCACGGAGGCGGCGGCCGCGCCCGGUGGGGCUCUGUUCCGGCCGCUCAGCGCCGAGGAUGGCGAGCAGCAGCCGGCAGAGAUCGAGUCCCUGUGCAUGAAUUGCUACCGCAACGGAGUGACGCGGCUCCUGCUCACCAGGAUCCCUUUCUUCAAAGAGAUCAUCGUCAGCUCCUUCUCGUGCCCCAGCUGCUGCUGGUCCAACACGGAGAUCCAGGCAGCGGGCAGGAUCCAGGAGCAGGGCGUGUGCUACACCCUGGCUGUCACCUCCCGCCAGGACAUGAACAGGGAGGUGGUGAAGACCGACUGUGCCUCAGCCCGAAUCCCAGAGCUGGACUUCGAGGUGCCUGCCUUCAGCCAGAAGGGAGUGCUCACCACCAUCGAGGGCAUCAUUGACAGAGCUGUGGCAGGCCUGGAGCAGGACCAGCCCGCCCGCAGGGCGACGGACAAAGAGGUGGCCAGGAAGAUAGACGAGUUCAUUGGUAAACUGAGGCAGCUGAAGGAAGUCCAGACCCCCUUCACGUUUAUCCUGGACGAUCCCUCCGGGAACAGCUUCGUGGAGAACCCGCGCGCGCCGCAGAGGGACGAGGCCCUGCUGGUCACUCGCUACAGGAGGAGCCCCCAGCAGUGUGCCCUGCUGGGCCUGGAGGGAGAGGAGCCGGACGCGAAGCCGCUGGACGCUGCCGAGGACCUGAGGGACGAGGUGCUGCAGUUCAACACCAACUGCCCCGAGUGCAACGCCCCGGCCAGCACCAACAUGAAGUUAGUGCAAAUCCCCCACUUCAAGGAGGUGAUUAUCAUGGCCACCAACUGUGACUCCUGUGGGCACAGGACCAACGAGGUGAAGUCUGGAGGAGCCAUCGAGCCGCAGGGCACCAGGAUCUCCCUCAGGAUCACGGACCCUUCGGACAUGACCAGGGACAUCCUGAAGUCAGAGACGUGCAGCGUGGAGAUCCCCGAGCUGGAGUUCGAGCUGGGCAUGGGAGCGCUGGGGGGGAAGUUCACCACGCUGGAGGGGCUGCUCAAGGACAUCAGGGACCUGGUGGAGAAGAACCCCUUCACCCUGGGGGACAGCUCCACGCCCAGCAGGACGGGGAAGCUGCAGGAGUUCCUUGGGAGGCUGCAGGACAUCAUAGAGGGCAAGGCCCAGGCUCACUUCAUCUUGGAUGACCCUGCAGGCAACAGUUACCUUCAGAACGUGUACGCCCCGGAGGAGGACCCGGAGCUGAGCGUGCAGCGCUACGAGCGCAGCUUUGAGCAGAACGAAGAGCUGGGUCUGAACGACAUGAAAACAGAGGGCUACGAGCCAGAGCCGGCCUCGGGCCGGUAGCGGGGCCACCCCGGCCCUCCCAGCCCCCUUCCCCAGCUGCGCCCGGGACCAGGACUCGUGCGGGGCCGGGGCUCCUCUGCCCUGGCCGGGCCCGGAGCUGUUCCCGGCGGGGCCGGGGCUCGGGGCCUCCCCGCGGGCUGUGGCUGCUGAGGGCAGGGGGUGGCAAAGGCGGCUCUCCAAUAAAGCUGAUUGAUAACGCUGA
Molecule: messenger RNA, 1577 nt
Organism: Pyrgilauda ruficollis (rufous-necked snowfinch)
Lineage: Eukaryota; Metazoa; Chordata; Aves; Passeriformes; Passeridae
Gene: ZPR1
Product: ZPR1 zinc finger
Exons: 14
Coding region: 32-1375 (447 amino acids)
Cellular component (GO): cytoplasm; nucleus
Molecular function (GO): zinc ion binding
Source: RefSeq, a predicted model, not a curated record